AUGAGCCGCGCGCAACUGGGCGGCGUAACGAGGCUGGACUACGACGGGAUUCCGCCCCCGACCCCCGAGCAGGCCGCGGGGCUCGCAAGCUGCUUGCGGCUGUGCGCCCGCUUGGAAAUGCUGGACCUGCGAAACAGCAUCGGCGACGAGGGCGCGCAGGCCCUGUUUGGGGCGCUGCCCUCCUUGCCCGGCCUGCGGGAGCUGUACCUAUCCCGCAACAGCAUCGGCGACGAGGGCGCGCGGGCCCUGGCGGGGGCGCUGCCCUCCCUGCCCGGCCUGCAGGAUCUCCGCCUGCCCUCCAACAGUUUCGGCGACGAGGGGCGCGCGGGCCCUGGCGGGGGCGCUGCCCUCCCUGCCCAGCCUGCGGUGCGGAUUCGAACACGUGGAGGACUCCGUUCUUUACGCUGA
Prorocentrum cordatum is the source of this 408-nucleotide messenger RNA. The record is from the annotation of a GenBank genome assembly. Lineage: Eukaryota; Dinophyceae; Prorocentrales; Prorocentraceae.